Molecule: messenger RNA, 1590 nt
Organism: Lotus japonicus
Lineage: Eukaryota; Viridiplantae; Streptophyta; Magnoliopsida; Fabales; Fabaceae
Exons: 9
Coding region: 178-1299 (373 amino acids)
Source: RefSeq, a predicted model, not a curated record
UAGGUUUUGCGCUAAAAAUUUCACGCGAGAUUCAUCUUUGAGUAACGGCUUCUAAGCACUAUCUCAUGAUCUCAUCACCUCCCUCCUCACGUUUUAGCCGUCUCAUGAUCUCAUCACAGCUUCCUGCUACUCAAGCGUCAUCUGCUUUAGCCGUCUACCUCCCUACCACUGUGAGGAAUGGCACCAUCAAGCAAUGCCACUGACUCAACGGCUGGAAAUUCUUCAGCCGCCACUGGAAGUCAACAACAAGGAGAUUGUUUGAAGAAGAAAAAAGCCGGAAGAGGAAAAACCACAGGCAUAAGUGUUUCGAAAAGAAAAGAGAAGUCUGCAACUGAAAAAUUACAUGUGGUUAUUCCACCUGGUAAGAUGGUGGUUGUAGGACCAGGAGCUCCAGAUUUUGUUACUGAAAUAUCUGUGCAAGUCCAAAAGAGAGUUCCUUUUAAUGUCAAGAAAUGGAAAAAAGUUCCCGAUGAGGCAAAAGAUGAUAUAGUAUCAAAAGUUUAUAAUGCUUUUGACAUUGAUCAAACAGACCAUAACAAAGAUGUCAUUCUUGCUACAACAGAAAGACUCAACCGAAGCCAUAGAGGUAGACUUCAUCAACACUUUAAACAAUAUGAAACAAAUGAAAUUGCUUUGGAACAUAAACCUGGUGAGUUAAGUGAGGGAGAUUGGGAGUACUUGGUAGAUUAUUUUUCAAGUCCUGACUAUAAGGCAAUGAAUGAAAGAAACAAAUCAAAUAAAGCAAAACAAGCAAUUAAUCAUAGAUAUGGAAGGAAGUCAUUUCAAGCUGUUAGCUAUGAUGCGAGAGAUCCUGAAACUGGAAAUGAGUCUAAUUAUCAAGAUUUAUGGCGAAUGACUCACACAAACAAUAGUGGGGUUUGGAUAAAUGAGGCUUCUAGGGAAUUUCAUGUGAGGGUUGAAGAAGCUUCUAUGCGGAUGUUAGAAGAAACAAAUGAGGACGUUGAGGAAGAUCCUAUUAUAAACAAGGCUUUUAAAUCAGUUGUAGGGGAACGUUCAGGGUAUAGUUGUGGUCUUGGUGUUGGAAUUCAACCUACAAAGGGAAAAUCUACUGCAGGUCUACAUGAACAAUUAGUGAGCGAACGAGAAAAGCGUCAGGGUGUAGAAAUGAAACUGAAAGAAGUUGAGUCUCAACUUCUAGAGGAGCGUAACAUUAGAGAAGAAAUGGCUACACGCAUUGAAGAUAGUCAAAAGCAACUUGAAGAAAGGGAAAAACAAUUUGAAGAAAGGGUAGAAAAGCAACUUGAAGAAAGAAUAGAAAAGAAUUUGAGGAAAGGAUGACAACCUUCUUCUGUAGAACGCAAUUGAUAAGCUGGAUAAUAUUCACAGGGUUGAAACUACUAAAAACAUGGAUUGCACACAUGUCAAUUGGUGGAGUUUCAACUCACUGAUGAUGACAUACUUGAAGCAAUUUUAGGCAAGAAAAGUUGAUGAUGUGGCUGUCACACUUUAUUUAUUGAUUAUGUAUGUUUGUUUUUUAUUUUGAGAACAAUAUUUUUUAGGACCCAUUGAGUACUGGAAUUUUAUUUUAUUGUAUCCAAUUAUGUUUUUUUAUGAAGUAUCCAAUUAUAU